Molecule: messenger RNA, 3001 nt
Organism: Anguilla anguilla (European eel)
Lineage: Eukaryota; Metazoa; Chordata; Actinopteri; Anguilliformes; Anguillidae
Product: zinc finger protein 79-like
Exons: 6
Coding region: 948-2720 (590 amino acids)
Biological process (GO): regulation of transcription by RNA polymerase II; central nervous system development
Cellular component (GO): nucleus
Molecular function (GO): RNA polymerase II cis-regulatory region sequence-specific DNA binding; DNA-binding transcription factor activity, RNA polymerase II-specific
Source: RefSeq, a predicted model, not a curated record
ACCCGUCCGUUCAGAUGGAAGAGGGGCUGUGCUCAUCUACUCAGCGCUGGGCUGUCGGGCGCUUCCUGUGUUGUGCGUUAAACCCUGGUCUUCCUGUGCAGUCCCUUGAAGUGCAGCUCAACAGGUGAACCGCGAGUGGGAAAUGGCACCAUCCCGGUCAGCUGAAACACUUUCUGGGCGAUGCUAGCAGCAGUUGCGCAUCUCCCCACCAGGCUGCUGCCCACAGGUCGGCACUGGCGCGGCCCACAUUUGAAACUGAACCUUGGUGCUCAUCCAUGUGUUUUUUUUUCAUCAAGAAAUGAGCCUACUCAAAGCACACUGUAAUGUGUUCAGCUAGUUCUGAUCAUGAUUUUUUGGAUUUUUAAAAUGUAAAAUAUAAAUGCAUUUUAUAACAGAAAAUGACUGUGUGUGUGCAUGUGUGUGUGAGUGAAUAAGAUCGACAUCAAUCUUAGACACGGUAAAAAGAGGUCAAAGCACAUUUCCUUUUUAUUAAAUAUACUUCAGUAUCAUUUUUAUUCUAAGGUAGUUAUUUAUAGCAGAUACUGCACAGAGUCACUGGUCAUGUGGUCAGUACUGGUGAAAUCGGUGACAACUCUGCCAGUUUUGGCUGAUGGAGCGGCUCUCUGAAAUGUGUGUUUUGUUCACAGACCUCGAUAUGCCAGUGUCCUGACAGCAUCCGGGAACUGAGCGACUCUAUAGUAAUUUACUUCCGGGUUUAUACGUCACGGUCCUUGUUUAUUAACUUUUCCGGGUACUGGUGGGUGUCUAUUUUAUCCAAUGAACUACAUAUACAGUUAAGUGAUUUUAUUUGUGAAGAUCGGGAGUUAAGCAACAUGACUACCGGCCAAACAUUCUGCUUUAGGUUUUAAAUUCGCGUCGAACACUGCGCCCAUGUAAAACAGGAAAAGUCAGAAAAAGAGCGUAACGUUGCCCGGUGUUAAGAGACGAUGUGUGAUUCUCUUGAUUUCCACGCGCAGCUAGCUGCCAUAAUCGAUGUUUUAGCAAAGUCUGCCGUUGCAGAAAUAAGCAGACUCGUAGACGAUGGUUACUCGCUUCUGCGCUUGGAAGUCUCUCAAAGUCAGAAACAGAACGAGGCUCUGAAGAGGAGAUUGAGGAUGAUGGAGCAGAGGUUUGCUCAAGCGUUGAUCCAGAUUGAGCGAGCCGGAGUGCACGAGAACUUCCUAAAUAAUCGCACUGGGGUCCAUAUUUCAGAAAGAUCAAAGAAAACAACAGAGGAUUGUUCGCUAACUGACGAGGGAAAGGGGGAAAGGAUGAAUGUAACACUAUGCAGCGAUGGAGAGCUGGCAGCCGUGCACGAGGAACCCUCUCCAGGACAGCCUGACGUCACGAGUCCCGUGCAGCUACUAGAGGUGGCAGAGACGGAGGCUAAAUUAACCCUCAUUAAACAGGAGAAGCCCGAAGAGGACCUGCGAAACGGAGCGGUGGAGUGGAGGGCAGGCAGCAGGGAAAAACGUCCCGUUGAGGAAACGCAGAAUAAAGCAGCGAAUCACACAGAGGAGCUCACUGAGCAGCACAGGACCAGACGCGCUGUUUGGGAGGCUGCAGACGGGGAGAAGCGAUCCCUUACAUCACUUCAUAUAAAGGAGGAGAAACCAGAGGAAGUUCUUGGGAACACUGAGAAUCACAGAGAGGAGGAGAACAGUGGGGACAGAUUAGAGGUGUCGGGCUCUGUGACGUGCACAAGGACCAGACACAGCGUUUGGGAGAGUGGCGAAUCAGAAACUCCAAACCAGAGGGCCCAGCACAGGAAUCCAGAGAGUCUGGCCUCAGAGCCCAUCGCCCAUGAGAGGCCGGGUCAGCUAGGAACUCUGCUUCCCAAAAUGACCUCUGACCCUCAGACUGGGGACCCGUCGUGCUCUUUCUCUGCAGAAACGGGCAUGGAGAGCCUGCAGGUCCGCUCAGAGCCGCAGUCGGUUCCCGUCGCGGCGGAAGGUCCUGGCGACAAGCUUUCUGCUUUGUCUUCUCUGGAGUGGGAUUCUGAGCUUGAGCAGAUGGACUUUGUGCCGGCUGAAGAGCAGGCCGGAAUAUUUGCAGCUUGGAGCGAAGGCGCCGUUUCAGAAAGAGUUCUUACACAACACAGGCUUUACAGUCAAGUACAGGACAAAGAAGAAACACAACCUAGAGCACAGUUUGGUAAACAUUUAGCUGUGUCCAAAAACCACAGCAUGCAAGAAAGAAUCGGUAGAAGUGUGAAGCAGUUCUCUUAUCCUAAAUUUGAGAACAGCUUUGGUAGUUUUAAGGACAAUGAAUUCCAACAGGGAACUCUCACAGAAGAGACACUGUUCAACUGCAUGCAGUGUGGAAAGAGCUUUGCUAAACUACGUGAUCUGAAGGGACACCAGAGAGUUCACACUGGAGAGAAGCCAUUUGCCUGUUCACAGUGUGAAAAGUGCUUUUCUUACCAUCACCAGCUGAAAACCCACCAGAGGAUCCACACGGGCGAGAAACCCUUCAUUUGUACACAGUGCGGAAAGCGCUUCACUCAGUCCAGUCACAUUAAGAGACAUCAGGCUGUGCACACGGGAGAGAAAAGAUUUAGCUGCACGCUGUGUGGAAAGAGGUUCUCUCAGUCGUGUGGUCUUAAGACACAUCAGGCUGUACACACAGGAGAGAGACCGUUCAGUUGUUCACAGUGUGGGAAGAGUUUCUCCAUUUUAGGGAAUCUUCUGAGACACCAAAUAGUUCAUACUGGAAAGUAAACAUUUCAUGCUUUCUUUUUCUUUUUUUUAACCUUUGAAUCAUGUUUGUCAAAAUAUUGUCAAAAUGCUUUAGACAAUGAAUAUAGUGGGUGUAUCCAUUGUGACUGGUUUAACUAGUCAUGUGCUGAGUUGCAUUUCAAAGGCUUUUCUGUAUUUUGUAUACAAGUGUCACUGAUUUUUGAUCUGUAAUAAUUUGUUGAACAUCAUGUGCUUGAAAGCAGUUCUACAAAGGCUGUUUGACCUCUGGUUGGACAGAAUAAACCAGAGGAAAUGAGUAUGAA